CUUUAGCGAACCCUCUCUGCUUCUUGCUCUGCUAAACCACACUACACCUCCUCUUGUCUACUCUUCUCUUUUCCCAAGCCCUAGAAAGCGUCAUCCCCAAUGCCUCAUUGAGAUUCGAUUGUGACCUGUCUCUAUCUCUUUCCCCAUCUUAAAAUUUUGGUUGUUCUGUUUUUUGUUAGCAUUUGCAUUCUCAUUCUCAUGGCUUCUUUAACUCCCGGAGUGCUUUCCAAGCUACUGGAGAACACCGGCAACAAGAACGUCAAAGUCAUUGGAGAGCACCGUUCUCCCCUUCUUCAAGUCAUCGAGAUCAUUCCCUCACUCGACGAUGACCCCUUUCGAAGUAGAGGCUUCUUCUUGAAGCUCUCUGACUCUCUCCAUUCUGCUUAUGUUUCCAUCUCUCAUCAAGACCUUGACCUCAUUUUUAGUGACAAAAUACAGCUAGGACAGUUCGUAUACGUCUCACGCUUUGAUUCUGGUUUCCCAGUGCCUGUGGUUUGUGGGUUAAAGGCGCUUCCUAAAAGAAGGCCUUGUGUCGGGAGUCCUAAAGAUUUGGUGUCAAGUGAUUUGCUGCAGCUUCGACCUCCUGUGCACUUCAAAAAGGAGAGUGUUAAGGGUUCAAAGACAAAGAGAUUGGUCUUUGAAGAUUCAAAGGGGAGAGCUCAGCCUGAGGGAUUGGAGUUGAGGAGAUUGAGUUUGGAUUCUUCCAGAAGAGGAUGGGGUUACAACAUUUCAUCCGCUUCUAAAUCAAAAGAAAUAGCAGCUUCUGUUGCUGUUGAUAAGAAGGAUUCUUCCAAGAAUAUUUCUUCAAUGAAGCGUCCUAGUUUUAGUAUUUCACCAUUAAACAACAAAAAUGAUAACUUUUCUCCAAAACCAAAGAGCAUGCCUUCUCGAAACGAAUUCAGGUCUUCAACUGAUAGAGCUGUUCCUUGCCAUCUUGUUAAAGUGCCUCUCGAUCACAAAACUUGGUCCAAUAGGAGGAUUUCAUGGGAUGUGUUGCCACCUAUCAUUCAGGACCUUGGGAAGGAAGCUGUUUGUCAGAGGAAUGUUGCUUUUCUAUCAGCUGUACGUGCACUAGAAGAAGCAUCGGCUAGUGAGGCUGUAAUAUAUUGUUUGCAAUUAUUUACCGAGUUGUGCAACUCCUCUCAGAAAUUAUCUGCUGGGGCACUGGUGGAGCAAUUUUUGGAAGUCCAUCAGAGUAUGCACAGAGCAGCAGCAAUGGUUAAUUCCUUAAUUAACAAAAAUCUUCCUGAAGCAAAAUCAAGCACUUAUUCUAGCUUAAAUAGUCUUUUUCCAGAUGUGUGGAAGACUUUAACCAAUAGAAAUGCCAUGUCAUGGGUUCAUGCUGCUAUAGAGACUGAUCUUUCAAAAUUCAGUUUGUUCAGAAAGCCAGAAAGGAGUGAAAUUGUUAAUAGUGAUAAAUAUCAUUUUGUCAUCUUAGAAAAUACUCCGAAUGUAACAAAUUUCAAUAAUCAUUUGCCUGAAAGCAAUCCAAAUCCUAGAAAUCGUGGCAGCUUCAUAUCCGAUUCAAGUGGUAAGCGGGUGCCAUCUCCUACAAAGCAGCAUCUUCCAAGCACAAAGAAAAUGAAUCCUGAAAGAAAGGACUGGUGUAAAGGAAGUGGACUAAAAAAGGCAGCAAGUUUAGCAGAAAAACUUCUCUUGGUUUCUCAUCAGUGGUUCUUGAAGUACUUGGAGGAUUCAUUAAAAAUGGGAUUUGGGUUGGGCAGAGGAGAAGGAAGUUCUGAAAUUGCAUGUCUUCUUAGACAGCUUAAAAGAGUGAAUGAAUGGUUGGAUAACUUGGUCAAGGGUGGAGUGGAGGCUGAUGACAGGAUAGAGAGCUUGAGGAAGAAGUUAUAUGGGUUCCUGCUUGAGCAUGUUGAAUCUAGUGUAGUUGCGGGUAAGUAGAUGAAUAUGAUAAGAGCUAACUAAAAUAACACUUGGAUAUAUUCAGUACCACUGACUAAUUUCAGAUUUUAGCGGCCAUUGGUAUAUGGUCAAAAUUCUGAUAGCAUAUGUGGGUCAGUAAUUUCUGUCAACUGAUCAUUUUCAAAUUUUACCCACUUAUUUUCUGAAUUCUACUAAUUUAGGGAAGCUCACACCCAGACAGUACGCAAUGGCUUUAACUCUUACUACCUUUACUAUUCA
This is a messenger RNA of Pistacia vera, 2142 nucleotides long. RefSeq lists its product as uncharacterized. The record is from RefSeq and is a predicted model, not a curated record. NCBI's taxonomy places the organism in Eukaryota, Viridiplantae, Streptophyta, Magnoliopsida, Sapindales, Anacardiaceae. The transcript is spliced from 4 exons. Bases 199 to 1902 code for a protein of 567 amino acids.